Molecule: messenger RNA, 2221 nt
Organism: Hemibagrus wyckioides
Lineage: Eukaryota; Metazoa; Chordata; Actinopteri; Siluriformes; Bagridae
Gene: zdhhc15b
Product: zinc finger DHHC-type palmitoyltransferase 15b
Exons: 12
Coding region: 416-1348 (310 amino acids)
Biological process (GO): peptidyl-L-cysteine S-palmitoylation; protein targeting to membrane; synaptic vesicle maturation
Cellular component (GO): Golgi apparatus; endoplasmic reticulum
Molecular function (GO): protein-cysteine S-palmitoyltransferase activity
Source: RefSeq, a predicted model, not a curated record
ACUUCUAUAAACAACAGUACUGUAAACAACUGUAUAUACCAGUCAAAAAAAGAUCUACUUUGCAACACCUGUUAGUGGGUGGGAUAUAUUAGGCAGCAAGUGAACAUUUUGUCCUCAAAGUUGAUGUGUUAGAAGCAGGAAAAAUGGACAAGCGUAAGGAUUUGAGAGAGUUUGACAAGGGCCACAUUGUGAUGGCCAGACAACUGGAUCUGAGCAUCUCCAAAACUGCAGCUCUUCUGGGGUGUUUCCGGUCUGCAGUGGACAAUAUCUAUCAAAAGAGUCCUAUAAGUGUCCUUUGGGUCCAGUAAGUGUCCUUUAAAUCCUGUAAGUUGUGAGCUGGGGUCCACCUCGCAACUUACAGGACUUCUGCUACCAUCUUGGUGACAGCACACCUUCUAGUGGAGUCCAUGCCUUGAUGGGUCAGAGCUGUUUUGGCAGCAAAAGGGGGACCAACACAAUAUCAGUUACUCUCCAUAACACACUGGAGAAGGCUGCUUAUCUUCUGGUCUUCCACGUAUGCUUCGUGAUGUUCUGCUGGACCUACUGGAAGGCCAUCUUCACUCCAGCCGCCACUCCGUCCAAAAAGUUCCACCUCUCCUACAGGGACAAAGAGAGGUAUGAGAUGGAGGAGAGGCCUGAUGUUCAGAAACAGAUCUUGACUGACAUAGCUAACAAGCUCCCUAUCUUCACACGAACUCAGUCGGGAGCUGUCAGGUUCUGUGAUUACUGUCAGCUAAUAAAGCCAGACCGCUGUCAUCACUGUUCAGUCUGUGAAACGUGUGUCCUGAAAAUGGACCAUCACUGUCCAUGGGUGAACAACUGCGUCGGUUACUCAAACUACAAGUUCUUCCUUCUCUUUCUGUCUUACUCCAUGCUCUACUGUGUCUUCAUCGCCUCAACUGUGUUUCAGUAUUUCCUCAAGUUCUGGGUGGGCGAGCUUCCAAACGGUCACGCUAAGUUCCAUGUCCUUUUCCUUUUGUUUGUUGCUGUCAUGUUCUUCGUCAGCCUCAUGUUCCUCUUCGGCUACCACUGCUGGUUGGUGGCCAAGAACAGAUCCACACUGGAGGCUUUCUCUGCACCUGUAUUCCAAAAUGGUCCUGACAGGAACGGCUUUAACGUCGGUUUCCGCAAGAACCUACUGCAGGUCUUUGGAGAAAAUGUAAAACUCUGGUUUUUCCCAAUUUUCACCAGCCAAGGUGACGGCCACCGUUUCCCGCUGCGGACUCUGAGCGAAUGUCGAAACCCUUUACUGUCCAGUGAGAGGAGAUGGCAGGAAGAUGGCUCAGAUGAGGACAGCACAGAUGGUGAAGUGGAGCAUGAUUCUUCAGUCAGACUGGAUAUUGAAUAGUCAUGGUUUGAGGUACAUGUCAUGAGAAGCACUUUCAGCUGCUUCAGGCUUGCACUGUAGAAGCGACUUAACACCAAAUCUUGGAUGAAGAGGCAGCAUUCCAAAUACUUAGAGAAUUCCAGAGAAGCAUAUCCUCAUAGAGUAAAAUGGUCAGAGGGAGUGGCUUUGUCUUCUUUUUUUCUAUUUUACUUUGUACGUUUUCUGUACAUCAUCAUCAUCAUCACCACAAGCACCUUCGUCCGGUACGAGAUUCAUCAAGGACAAUCACAGACUGUUCCCUGGGGCUUGGAUUUGCUUUGUCUACUGUGUGCAAGAUAAUGAAGAGUGUUCUGACCUUGCAUCUCAUAUUGUAUUACAUUUCAAGCUCACAGAUUCGUCUUACCAUGUUCGCUCCAGUGGCAGUUGGUGUCAACAAAAGCUGCCAUUUUUUUUUUUCCUGUGGUCACUUGCUCCAAGUACUAAUAUUUGUCCUGCAAGCCUGAUGUCUCUCCAAGCCUUAAAGAUUCAUCAAAGACUGUAAAGACUCUCCUGUAAAAUCACUGUGGUGCAGUGAGAUAGUACUUUUUAUUUAAAUAUUUAAAUUGUCCUUUUUUUAUGACGUAUUUACAAACAUAUGUGUUUUCAUUAUGUGUAUUUCUUUAAUGGCAGCUUGCUGCAGCCUAAAUCCUAAACAUGGUAUGUAACAAAUGAUGAGCGCUGAUGUGAGUGUGUGAUGUGGCUGACACAGUAUUUUCCCUUCAGAGAAAUCGCACCUGACUCGGCUUACCAGACUUAUUAGAGUCAUGACCUGAAUCCGGUGAGAGCAGAAAUGCAGAAGCAGUUAGAAGCGAGCGUUUCUCGUCAUUUCUCCAAUAAAGACAAAUAAUUUUGUAC